ACCUUCCAGUUAACUUGGAAUAAUCCACAGAGAUUUCAGUAUUAUUGCCAGAAUGACAUAAGAAUUUGCUUCGCAAACUAAGGAUAUUAAUAAAGUUAUUGCCGAGAGGGUGAUAUUUUGAUGAAAGUUCAUGAUUAUCAUGAGAUAACAACGUGAGAAUGAGAUUUAAAGGUGGUAACCUUUUGGGUUACGCUUUAUUUAUACUUAUUUUACAUCUUCAUGAUGAAGUCGAAGGAGGAGGCGGAGUCUGUAAGGAUCUGCAGGGCCAGACAUACGAUAGCGGGUUUUAUUACAUUCCAGAGCCUUGUACACUUUGUGUAUGCGAUAAUGGGAACCCCAAGUGGUGCAAAGCUGUAAUUUGUCGGCUAUCGCAGAAAUCGAUACCAAAGCAAGAUUGUAAGUCAUUCAGAAUUGGAACACCUUGCUGCGAGUUUAUCUGCUUGGAUGACACUUUGUCCUCGGUGACGAAUGACAAGACGGAUGGAAUAGAGGGUAAUAAUGGUGACUCGAGUGCCAGUUAUGAUCUGGGUUUAAGGCUAGUUGCUAGCUGCAUCACGGCUAUUCUUUCGCUGAGUCUUCUCUUUUUUCUUAUCCAUCGAUUGCGACAGAGAAAAAUACGAGUUUGCAUAGCAGGCAGACAGAACCGAGAGCUAACAGAAGAGCAGCGUAGCCUUGGAAGUAUGGGUUACUUAGAACGCGGAGGUCUUCCCCAUGGAAUGCAAAUGGACGAGAUGGCUUGUGGAGGAGGAUACUCUUUGUGGAAGCCUCCAGGGAACUAUUUUCCUCGCGGAGAAGCUCCACCACCCUACGAGGAAGCUGUAGCAGCAGCAAGAGCAGAGCAAGCUCUGCUGACGAUGAAUCCCAACGCGUUGUCAAGUUUAAAUCUUCCAAACUCGUAUCUGACGACUCAACACCAUUCAAUGUCAGCAGCGAUUCCUACUGCAAAUUUACCAGCGACUGCUCCACCUCCCGCAGCGUACAGCGCGACGAGUCCAUCGUCUUCGGUAAACACCAGACAGAUUAAUUCCAGUCAGCCUCAUCCGUGUCACCAGCAAUUGCUUCCACCGACAGAAGAAAAUAUUUCUGCUGGGUACUACAGCGGUGGAGCGGUUACUAAUUUUAGUGUCGAAACUAAUAUUUACGAGAACACGGUACCAGUACCGGUGCCAGUUUCUAUGACCAAUCAGCAACGUUCUCCAGAACAUUCCAGUGGUACUCACAGUACACACAGCAAUCACAAUGCUCAUAAUCAUAACCAUAAUCAUGGUAAUCAUGGUAAUGAGCAAACGCAUCUCCAGAGCUACCGAGAGUCGUUACGUCACACGGCGUUACCUCGACAAGGCAGUGCGUUCACUAUUUCAGCAACAGUGCCAAAUCCAAAUACUAUAUCAACGCAUCGUACUAUUCCGCGAACGUUAACGACUAGUACUAACGCUAAAUUAAGACGGGAUUUUGUUAGCCAUCAGCAACCGGGUGUACUGCCGCUCGUAAAUGCUUCCACAAAAAAUGCCAAAUCGACGGAACAUAUUCCUAGACUUAGUAUGUCUUCGUUAAUUACUGCUAAUGCCAGUGCUAGUGCUGGUGCUAGUGCUAGUGCUAGUACUAGUACUAGUACCGGUACCAGUAUCAGUAUCAAUGGUAAUGAUAAUAAUUUACCGUUGACAAAUAGUGGACAUAUAGAAAUACGUGGUGAUAAUCAGCAACGACUCGCUGUUGAUCCGCAACCUUCUUCGUCGGAGAUUAAAAAUAAUUUUACUACGCCUGUUCGUGACAAGGCGCCAUCAUUAAUAUUUAGCAAUAGCGCUGAACAAGACGGUAGUUUUGACUCAGUAACGUGCACAUGUAGCACACAAGUCCUUCCAACAUUGCACGAUGACACUGACGACUAUCGUAGUGAGUGUGAGAAUUGUAAGAGUGCAACUGGUUCGCGUUAUUAUCUGGAUAAUGAGGAUGAACUAGUGACAUCGCCACAUGAAACUAUGACACUUCACAGAAGACCUGAAGAAACUGCCGCAAGUAUUACACCUCAGUAUUACAGGACUUCAUUGACACUGCCAACGAGUACUCGCCAGCGUACAAGGGGAGCUGGCGGCCGAGGUAAUUGGUUUAGUUCUAUGCCAGAAAGUUCAACAGAAUCUUCCGAUAAUGAUUAAAAGUUACAAAAAAGUCUUAAUUAA
This is a messenger RNA of Cotesia glomerata, 2177 nucleotides long. RefSeq names its product GATA zinc finger domain-containing protein 7-like. The transcript is spliced from 6 exons. The record is from RefSeq and is a predicted model, not a curated record. Lineage: Eukaryota; Metazoa; Arthropoda; Insecta; Hymenoptera; Braconidae. Bases 159 to 2153 code for a protein of 664 amino acids. Gene Ontology annotation, cellular component: membrane.